Messenger RNA from Asparagus officinalis (garden asparagus), 1865 nucleotides. Its product is annotated as putative clathrin assembly protein At5g57200. Bases 99 to 1865 code for a protein of 588 amino acids. Gene Ontology annotation, cellular component: clathrin-coated pit; clathrin-coated vesicle. Gene Ontology annotation, biological process: clathrin coat assembly; vesicle budding from membrane; clathrin-dependent endocytosis. The record is from RefSeq and is a predicted model, not a curated record. Lineage: Eukaryota; Viridiplantae; Streptophyta; Magnoliopsida; Asparagales; Asparagaceae. Gene Ontology annotation, molecular function: 1-phosphatidylinositol binding; clathrin heavy chain binding; SNARE binding. The transcript has 15 exons.
UUCCUCUCCCCUCUUUCUCCCUCCUCUGCUUUCUUUUCCUUUUCUCAGAUGAGAAAUUGAAAGAAUUAGGGUUAGGGCUAGGAUUUAUACGAGAGAGAAUGGGGACAUGGCGAAAGGCCUAUGGAGCUAUCAAAGACUCCACCAAGGUCGGCCUCGCCAAGGUCAAUAGCGAGUUCAAGGAUUUAGACAUUGCGAUCGUCAAGGCGACGAACCACGUGGAAUGCCCUCCCAAGGAACGCCAUGUCAGAAAAAUCUUUGCUGCUGUAUCUGUAUCUCGACCGCGUGCUGAUGUGGCUUAUUGCAUAUAUGCACUUGCAAGACGACUGGCCAAGACUCAUAAUUGGACGGUUGCGUUGAAAACAUUGAUAGUUAUUCACAGGACAUUAAGAGAGGGUGAUCCAACAUUCAGGGAGGAGAUGUUGAACUAUUCUCAUAAAGGACACGUACUACAGAUAUCUAAUUUUAAGGAUGAUUCAAGCCCUCUUGCUUGGGAUUGCUCUGCAUGGGUUCGUACAUACGCACUGUUUCUAGAGGAACGACUCGAGUGCUUCAGAGUAUUGAGAUAUGAUAUUGAAGCAGAGCGUUUAUUGAAAAAUCCACAGGGGGCCACCAAGGGUCAUAGUAGAACAAGGACUUUGUGUUGUCCAGAUCUGCUGGAGCAGUUGCCUGCUUUACAGCAGCUGUUGUUUCGCCUGGUAAACUGCCAGCCUGAAGGAGGAGCAUGUGGAAACUAUCUUAUACAAUAUGCACUAGCUCUGAUCCUAAAAGAAAGCUUCAAAAUCUACUGUGCAAUUAAUGAUGGGAUUAUCAAUCUUGUUGAUAUGUUUUUCGAGAUGUCAAAAUUUGAUGCCAUUAAAGCUCUUGAAAUAUAUAAAAGAGCUGGACAGCAGGCUGAAAAUCUUGCUGAGUUCUAUGAAUUCUGCAAGGCUUUGGACCUUGCCAGGAAUUUUCAAUUUCCCACUCUAAGACAGCCACCUCCAUCAUUUCUUGCAACAAUGGAAGAAUACAUUAAAGAAGCACCUAAAGCCGGUUCAAGUAAGAAUCUGGAAUAUGAGGAGAAAAACCUACUGACCUACAAAGAAGAAGAAGCAGAAGCUCCUCCAGAGGAACCCACACCAGAAGAGGAACCACCAACCACAGAGGCUGAAGAACCUCAUCAACCAGAACCAGAACCAGAACCAGAACCAGAACCAGAACCCAUAACUACAGGAGACUUAUUGGGUCUGGAUGCAGAAAUAAAUCCUGCCGCUGCAGAAAUUGAGCAGAAUAAUGCGUUGGCUUUAGCCAUCUUGCAACCUGGAGAGGGUGUAAAGCAACCAACAUCUAUGGACUUGAUAUGUGGUGGUUCAGGAUGGGAAUUGGCGCUUGUGACUACUCCAAGCAGCAAUUCCAGCCAUCAUGCCGUUGAUAGCAAACUGGCUGGAGGUUUCGACAAGCUGUUGCUCGACAGUCUCUACGAAGAUACGGCGAGGCAACAACAAAUUGCUUCAGUAGGAUACUAUGGCGGUGCAGAAACUGCCAACCCGUUUAACACAUCAGACCCGUUUGCAAUGUCAAACGGUAUAGCUCCUCCCCCCAGUGUUCAAAUGGCUGUAAUGGCACAACAGCAGCAACAAUACUAUCAGCAACAAAUGCAGCAGCAAUAUUAUCAGCAACAACAACAGCAGCAGUAUUACCAACAGCAUCAGUGUCAGCAGCAGAAUAUGAUGAUGAUGGUGCCUUAUGGCCAGCAACCUCAAAAUCCUUCUCCUCAGCAAACAGCAGGAUUAUCUGCUGCUAACCCCUUCGGCGAUCCUUUCUCUGGAUUGACUGGAUUGCCUCAGAGAGGUCCUCCUGCUCCUCAUCCCAACCCAAAUUUUCUUUGA